Messenger RNA from Ilex paraguariensis (yerba mate), 906 nucleotides. NCBI's taxonomy places the organism in Eukaryota, Viridiplantae, Streptophyta, Magnoliopsida, Aquifoliales, Aquifoliaceae. The record is from the annotation of a GenBank genome assembly.
AUGACUUUCAUAUUGUCCGUUAUUGCAGAGAGAAGAAGCCAGUGUUGUCAACUGGAAUUUUUGUUCAACUAUUAUUUAAGGAUGCUUUGGAAAUAUCAUAGGCAAUCAAAACUGGCAAAAGUAUGGGAGUCUGUUGUACGAGGGUUACAAAUAUACCCUUUCAGUUCAAAGCUUUACAAAUCUUUAGUGGAAAUCAGUAUGCUUCACACUGCAGCCAAUAAAUUACGGUGGAUAUUUGAUGAUUACUGUCACAAGAAACCAUCUGUGAUCAUUUGGCUCUUUGCAUUGUCAUUUGAGAUGAGCAGAGGAUAUUCCCAACAUCGAAUUCAUGGAUUAUUUGAAAGGGCGUUGGCGAAUGGCAGGUUGCACAACUCAGUAGUACUCUGGCGUUGCUACAUUGCGUACGAGAUAAAUGUAGUGUGCAACCCUUCUGCAGCUAGAAGAAUUUUCUUCCGAGCUAUCCAUGCAUGCCCCUGGUCGAAAAAGCUAUGGCUCGAUGGUUUCAUCAAGCUGAAUUCUGUGCUAACUGCAAAAGAGCUCUCAGAUCUCCAUGAAGUCAUGCGAGACAAGGAAAUAAACCUAAGGACAGAUAUUUAUGAGAUCCUUUUGCAAGAUGAGAUGGAGUCAUAGGUCAUGGCAAUAAUACCCAUCUUAUCAACAUUGAGUUUCUCUGUGCGUUUCCUGUGUUGUGCAUAGCUUCUCGCAAUUUUGCUUGAAUCGAUAAAAUAAUUUUGGGCCAAAUGUUGUACAUUUUGAUGUAAUUACUGUGUUUCAUCCUAUGUUGUAUAUGCUAUGGAAAUCAACUAAUGUUGAAUCCAUGUUCCGAAAUCUUAGAAAUUUAGGGAUUUCACCACUUCAAAAAUGAGAGUGGGGAUUCUCUUAAAUCAACUAACCUCUAGAAACAGA